This is a messenger RNA of Quercus robur (English oak), 9265 nucleotides long. Its product is annotated as putative disease resistance protein RGA3. Lineage: Eukaryota; Viridiplantae; Streptophyta; Magnoliopsida; Fagales; Fagaceae. The record is from RefSeq and is a predicted model, not a curated record. The transcript has 26 exons. Gene Ontology annotation, biological process: defense response to other organism. Bases 417 to 5438 code for a protein of 1673 amino acids. Gene Ontology annotation, molecular function: protein binding; ADP binding.
CUCUUAUUCUUCUUCUUGAACGCAUUCAGUUUAACUCUACAUUCAGUUUAAAAAUCACACCAAAGUUUCCAUUUAAAACAAAUAGAAGGGCGUUCCUAAAAAAAAAAAAACAAAAAACAAAAAACAAAAAACAAAUAGAGGUAAAACUCUCAAGCUCUAGUCGCGCCUUCUACAGCUCUACAGCAGCUCGCCGAUCUGAAGAAAAACCAGCAAAAAAUCUAAUCAGUUCGUCAAGUGUCCCUUAACCGCUUCCGAUUACAGGCGAAAGAAAUUUCUAUCUUGGAGGAUCCAGAACUCCAGGUUAGUAACCAAACGCCGCCAGUCCUUUUAAAAAAUAACCUAAUUUUUUUUAUUUGAUUUCAUUUUUGGUAAAGUGGUAACCCAGUUCCGGUUUCACUUUGACCAAUAGAAAGACGAUGGCUUCAGUGUCAUCGUCGUUACAACCGUGUCGUACAGAUACACAAUCGAACAAGCUUUACUUAUACUUGUGGCACACAUAUAGCCCAGUCACGUAUUCCUUGUAUGAGAUUGAUGUACCAAAUCCUCUCCCUCCUCCCCCAACCAAAGACGCCCAAGACGAACAAAUAAUCAAUCCAAAUCAUCUUGCCCCAAUCCUCCAACUCAAAACCGGAGAAUACCCUGGAAACAUGUGUUGCGUUUCACUGGGCUCCAAAUUGUACUUCAUGGGCGGCGAAUACGAUAUAGAUUACCCAUGCAUUGAUGAAGAUGUAAAGAUAAAGUACAAGAAUGUAAAACGGGAUUUUUUUCCUCGAGAUGUCUAUAUUUUUGAUCCCACCACCCCCAGCUUGCUGCUGCACGGUACAGCGAUGAACAGUGGUAAGUCUUGGCCCUGGGCCUUUGUGGCGGAUGAGAAAAUUUAUGUCCUUGGAAGCAACUUCACAACUGACAUUUUCGACAUAUCCUGGAUAAAGGACUCAGAACUCAAAAGCCUCUCUUUGUUUGAGGUCUAUCAUCCUAAAGAUGAUAACUGGACCAUCCUCCCAAAUCCCCCCAUUGGGAAUGUGGAGACUAGAUGGGUGGGGCACGCUGUUGAAAGAAGGAAGGUUCUCCUUAUAGCUUGGCAGCGGGGAAAAGAGCGCCUCUACUGUUUUGAUCUUGACAGAGAGCAAUGGACAAAAGGAAUAACCCUCCCUUCUCACCUCCGUAAUGUCUCAGGCAGGAUUGAGUUUGUAGAUGGUACCUUUUAUGGAUGUUACCACAACACGGUAGCUGCAAUAGCCCCAGUAGCUAAGGAGGACGAACAAGAAGAAGAUGAAGACAAAGAUGAAGAAGAUGAAGAGGAGGAGGAGGAAGAAACUGAAGAAGAAGAGGGGGAGGAGUUGGAGGAAGAAGAUAAAGAAGAGUGGGAGGAAUUAGGGGAAGGAGAUGAACUAAAUAUCCAACAACAACAGGAGGAUGAAAUGGGUACAAGGUUUAAAAAUUACCGCCGCCAUGUAGUCUUCAAGGAGAUGGGUAUGGAUGCUAUCUUUAAUGUUCCUCAGCAGUUGCAAUCCUCCUCAACCUUGCUUCACUUGGGGAGUAGAUGCUUUUGUUAUGUAAUGACUGGCAUGCCUCCGCAUCCAAAAUAUGGCAGCGAUCAUGCUAUAGAAGAUGACAAAGUACGUGUUAUUAGCAUUGUAAUUUUUCGAGCCCUCGGGGAGACAUACAAAGAAGAUGCCAUUAGAGUCUUCAGGGCAAAAUUCCUGCAUUCUGCACAUUAUACUGUCAAGACCUCGUUCACAAAUGAAGGUGUCAUCCAUGGCUGCUUCUCUCUUGGCUGGUUUCAUCUAUCAUCUAUAAAACUUCCAACUCCAACUGCAAGUAUGGCCGGGGUUCCAGUUUCUGCUCUCUUGGAGCCAACAUCUAUUAAACUUCCAACUCCAACUGCAAGUAUGGCCGGGGUUCUAGUUUCUGCUCUCUUGGAGCAGUUGGCUUCAAUUGCUGUUGGGGAGGCGGAACAAGAGAUAAAGUUGGUCGUGGGUGUUGACCAAGAAGUCCGGAAGCUCGAAGACAAUCUCCGAAUGAUCCAGGCGGUGCUCGAAGAUGCUGAGAAAAGACAAAUGACCGAAGCAGCUGUGAAGCUUUGGUUAGGAAAGCUCAAAAACACAUUCUACCUGAUGGACGACGUGUUGGAUGAGUGGAACACUGAAUUGAUCAAAGCAAGGAUCCAGGAAGAGGAGAAAGAAGAAGAGAAUGCUGAAAACUUUCAUGCUCGGAAGAAGACGAAGGUAAGCUUCUCUAUGAUCCCUUCCCCUUCAUCAUGGCUCCGUCCAGUUCAUAAACUUAGUAUGCGUGACAGCUUUGCUCACGAAAUAAAAGACCUGAGUGGAAAGUUAGAUGAGCUUUUUAAAGAGAGUGUCGGUUUCGGGUUUGAGUUGAAUAGGGGUACUAAAGUAGUUGAGCGACCAACAACUUCCUCCCUUGUUGAUGUGUCUAAAAUUUGCGGUCGUGGUAAGGAAAGGGAGGAGCUAGUGAGCAACCUCUUGGGCAAGGAUAGCCAAGAAGAAAAGAGCCCCCAUGUCAUCUCCUUAAUAGGCAUGGGUGGUAUGGGAAAAACGACUCUUGCCCAACUAGCUUACAAUGAUGUUGAUGUGCAGGCCCAUUUUGAAACGCGAAUAUGGGUAUGUGUUUCUGAUCCUUUUGAUCAGGUUAGGAUUGCCAAAGCAAUCGUUGAAUCUAUUGAUAGUAAAUCCCCUAAAAUUACCGAAUUACAAAAUCUAGUAAUUAGAAUUCGUGAUUUGAUAAGGGGAAAGAAGUUUUUUCUUGUCUUAGAUGAUGUGUGGUCUGAAAAACCCAAUGACUGGGAGCCAUUCGAACUUGCACUCAAAUGUGGCGAUCAAGGUAGUAGAAUUUUGAUCACCACACGUAAGGAGGGAGUUGCAAAGAUGGUAAAUAGUGCUUAUACCAUGUAUUUGGAGGUACUGUCUAACGAAGACAGCUGGUUGAUAUGCAGUCAAAUGGCAUCUGUUGACAAAGACGAUGAGCAACUAGGAAAACUUGGUCGAGAACUAGCAAAUAAGUGUAAAGGCUUGCCACUUGCUGCAAAGAUUUUAGGGAUUGUCAUGGGCGGCCAAAGAAGUAGGCAAAAAUGGAAGAACAUUUUGGACAGUAAUUUAUGGGAAUUAGAAGAUGUUCAAAAUGGUGUUUUAGGACCAUUAUUAUUUAGUUAUAAUGAGUUGCCAUCAGCAAUAAAACAAUGCUUCUUGUAUUGUGCUAACUUUCCAAAGGAUUAUCGCUUUUCUUCAAAUGAGUUGGUCUACCAAUGGAUGGCACAUGGAUAUUUGGGCUCGGAAUCUAAUAUGGAGGAUAUGGGAGAAAGGUACUUUGAAAAAUUAGUUAUGCACUCAUUCUUCCAAGAUUUUGAGAAAGACGACAAUGAUUCAAAUGAGUUGGUCUACCAAUGGAUGGCACAUGGAUAUUUGGGCUCGGAAUCUAAUAUGGAGGAUAUGGGAGAAAGGUACUUUGAAAAAUUAGUUAUGCACUCAUUCUUCCAAGAUUUUGAGAAAGACGACAAUGAUGAUUAUAAGAUAAUAAGAUGCAAAAUGCAUGAUAUGGUGCAUGACUUUGCCCUAUCAAUGACAACAAAUGAAUGCUUCACAAUUGAUGUUGACAAAGUGUUGAGGAUAGAUUGGAAAAGUGCUCGCCAUUUGACAUUAGAAUUAAAGAAGGAAACACAAUUUCCAGUGUCUAUCUAUAAUGCAAAAAAUCUACGAACUCUUUUUCUACGAACUCCUUUUCUACGAACUCCUUUUGGAAGAUCAAGCAUGGUCUUUUCAUCUGAUUUAUUCCAGCGUUUGACAUGCCUCCGGUCAUUGAGUUUGCAAGGUAGUUCCCUUGAGAAACUUCCAAAUGAAGUGGAAAAAUUGAAACAUUUAAGAUUGUUGGAUUUAUCAAGAAAUGAUGAAAUUACAGAAUUACCUGAAACAAUGUGUAAUUUAUGUAAUUUACAAACUUUGGAUAUUCGUUCUUGUAAUCGAAUUAAGAAAUUACCCCAAGGAAUGGGUAAACUAAUUAAAUUGAGACAUCUUCUUUGUAAUGGAUUGACCGAACCCUUUCCAAAAGGGAUUGGGAGAUUGAGAUCUCUUAGAACAUUAGAGAAAUUCAAAAUAGGUGGUAUAAACAAUAUUGGGGAAUGUAAACUUGGAGAGUUGAAGAAUCUAGUCCACCUUAAAGGGUCUCUUGAGAUAAAAGGACUGGAAAACGUAACAGAUGUACAAGAGGCUGAAAAUGCACAACUAAAAAAUAAGAUACACCUCCGUAAGUUGAGAUUAGUGUUUGGUUGGCAACUUGGGGAAACUGAGAAUAGAAGAGGGGAGAAUGAUGAAUUAGUUCUUAAUGCGUUGGAGCCACAUCCAGACUUGGAGAGUUUAUCGAUUCAUUACUACAGGGGUACAGGGUAUCCUAAUUGGGUGAUGUCUUUGACCAUUUUGAAAAAGCUUGAGCUUGAGUCGUGGGAUCAUUUAGAGCAAUUGCCUCCUCUGGGGAAGCUGCGUUUCCUCGAAUCAUUAAGGAUAACUGGUGCGGAAGUGAAAAAGGUGGGUGUUGAAUUUUUGGGAAUAGAAUCCAAUAGGAAGAAGGAUGAGGAGAUGGGAUCAACAUCAACAUCAACAUCAUCACUUAUCUUAUUCCCUAAUUUGAAAUCUCUAUUUUUUCAGUCUAUGUUUGAGUGGGAAGAAUGGGAUGGGAUGGGAGAAAGUGGUGUUUCAGAAUCAGUUUUAAUUAUGCCACGUCUUCAGAGUUUGGGUACUACAUAUUGUCCAAAGCUCAAGUCACUGCCCAACUUCCUCAAGAAAACUUCGUUAGAGAGAUUGAGUGUCGAUUGUCAAAUUUCCAAUUGGAUGACGUUGGCAUACAAUUUAGCCGGAUUGAAAACACUUCGUCUCAAUCUGAAUAACAACGUAGAGCAUUUGCCCACUUUGGGGAAGCUGCUGUUGGUUGAAUCAUUAGAUAUAUACGGUGAUGGCGAUAGAGUGAAAAAGGUGGGCGUUGAAUUUUUGGGAAUAGAAGAAGAAUCCAACAACAAGAUAGACGACGAGAAGGGAUCGACAUCAUCAUCAUCUUCUUCUUCGCUUGUCUUAUUCCCUAAUUUAAAGUCCCUCUCAUUUUGGGGGUUGAAAGAGUGGGAAGAAUGGGAUGGGAUUGGAGGAACAAUGAGAGAAGAAGAAGCACAAGAAAGUGGUGUUACUAUCACUAUUAUGCCACGUCUUCAACAUUUGACAAUUAGGAGUUGCCCCAAGCUGAAGUCGCUGCCUGACUUCCUUCCUACAACUCCAUUGAAGACACUGGGGAUUGUUCAUAGUCCAAUUCUCAGGGAAUGUUGCAAAGAAGAGAUAGGAGAUCAAUGGCCCAAGAUUUCACACAUACCCAACAUCAGCAUUCCUGGGGGAACUGUGCGGGCAGUCGCGUACAUGCCGUUAAGACUUCCUUCCUACAGCUAGAUUGAAGCAAUUGCAUAUCCAGAACAGUCCAAAUCUCAGCCAACGUUGCCAAAGGGAGAAAGGAGACCAAUUGCCCAGCAUUUAUUAUCAUUAAUAAGUGGGACAGGAUGAUCAAUCAAGGGAAAAUUAAUUCUCGGGAAAAUAUUCAAGGCGUGAGCGUACGAACGUUGACAAAGGCCUACAGAAGAAACUCCUGUAUCAUAUCAUAAUGACAGCAAAGCUUGCAUAUGGUAUGACACAUGAAAGGUCUUAUGAGUUUAAACCCAAAGGCAUGUGAAUUUCUUGUGAGGCCAAUGAAAAAUGAAAUGAAAUCGAAGCUAGAAGAAAGGCAUUAAGAGACAUAUUCAGCAAUGCUGGAAGGUUCUUGAAGCUGUGAAUUUGAAGAAGAGAUCUCAUAAGUGGUGUAAAGACGAUAUGCUUGAUUACCUUUUGCUCCUUUCGUCCAAUCUCCUCUCUCUCUUGCACCAGGUUCUGUUUGGUUGCUAAGAAAGUGUAGGAACCAAUGACUUUUUUAAGAGAAAGAGAAAGACAGAUGUACUCAUCCAUUUCAAUAGUCACAGUUUAGUGGUAUCUUUUGCGGCGAUAUGAAAGAGUGGGAAGAAUGGGAUGGGAUUGGAGGAACAAUGAGAGAAGAAGAAGCACAAGAAAGUGGUGUUACUAUCACUAUCAUGCCACGUCUUCAGUCUUUGACAAUAUUUGAAUGCCCCAAGCUGAAGUCGCUGCCAGACUUCCUUCCUACAACUCCAUUGUUGAUACUGCAGAUCUAUGAGAGUCCAAUUCUCAGUGAAUGUUGCAAAACAGAGAUAGGAGAUCAAUGGCCCAAGAUUUCUCACAUACCCAAAAUCCUGAUUGAUGGGAGAACUGUGCAAAAUUAAAUCUCAUUUCGAUUGCGGGCGCUGCAAGUCGCAUCCAUUCAGAUAAGGCCUUAUUAAACCAGAAAUCAAACGAGAAGCAUAUAUUGUGCUGGAGAAAAUUUGCGUGUAUGGAUGCAUGUUUGUAAAACACCCACAAAAGAAAGGCUUUCAGUAUCGCAUACUGACAAAUGAAAGGUCAGCAAGGUUCAAGAGUUUGAAUCUGGAGGAGUGCAUGUGGUUUUCUUGUCCUUUAGAUUGAAGUGUUUUGUGCAAAUAAAGAGGGAGAGAGUGGGACGUUAGCACUGGGAUCAGAGGGAAAAACUAGAUAGAAGUCUGUUGUUUUUUUGACUGUUUAUGCCAUCCAAUGUUGGCUAAUUUUGGAAUGACAAAGUAAAAGGUGAAUACUAGAAGAUUGGACCAGUCCAAAAAUUCCCCAAAUUCUGGAAUCAAGGCCAUUCAACUUUUGGUUUAAUAUGGGCACUUUGAUUAUAGUUCUCCUACAGAGGCUGAAGUGAUUCUUUACAUUGAAGAGUGCGAAGUAUAAGAGGUGACCACUGGUCAAGAAGAAAAAAUUACAAAAGCCUUGGCUUUGUUAGUUGGAUAGAAAGAGUUGGAUACUCUUUUCUGGAGCAACAUUUGUGGAACUGAAUAACAUUUUCCUAAUAUUCUAUUACAACUUCUUUGCUGCCUCAAUCUUAUCCUCACUCAACAAGUUUCCUCUAUGGCUAUGGUUUAUUUCCUUCAUGAUAUAGGCUGAACUCCAAACUAUGUGUCAUUUGGGAAAGCACAUCUUGCACAAGAGGGAAUGGUUAUGCAAAAGAUUUUGGCACCAUGAUUGGAACAUCUCGAGGGGUCAGUUGCAUCUCCAAAGCUGUCUGCAGAAUUCAGGAGCAGAGCAUGUUGCAUAAUUUGUACUUUCGUGGAGUAGAUGGGACUUGGAAAGAACUUCUGUGAUAUUAAUAUGAGGAAACUAGAAGGCGUGCUCUCAAAGUUGUUAUGGAUGGACUUCCUAAAACCAUUGAUAAAGACAUAUUGGAAGUUCGGGACGCUUUGAAUAAUUUGUGGCCACAGAAAAAGGUCCUUGCUGUUUACGUACCGUAAACCAGACUCAUUAAGCCCAUGUUUGAAGUUGUAUGCAUAGAGAAUGGUGUUAUGCACUACAGUCUUAGCAUUGUCUGAUUUCUUCCUCUGAUCCACCUUAUUUUGAAGGUUGAGUUGGGAACUGUGAUGUGUUUGGAUAAAACAUCCCAUGCAAGAGAGACUGUUGGUAACAAUAAUUUCCAACCUAUUAAGGGUCGAGGAAUACUUUGCCCUCAUUCUGGUCAGACAUCAUGCAAAAUGUUGCGUUCCCUUGGGCCUCAGACAUUGGGCCAGUCUAUUUGGUGACACAUAAAAAGCAACCGAGGCUAAAGUGUUCUGUGGCAUGCAUGGGAAGCAACCACCAGGUAGAAGAAGAUAUUACAAACAUCUUGGAACAACAUCCCAACUGGAAGAGUGUGGGCAUGGGAGGUGAACUUGAAACAAUGUUCCUCAUAGAAGAAAAUCUUGUGCCAGAGGGAAACGUCCUGCAAAAGUUGCACUUGCUUGGAGUAAAUGGAACUUGAAGAGGGACUCUAUGAUCUACGUGGUAAUGAAAUUCGGGUUGGCGCGAAUAUUGGCUUUCUUGUUGCAGAGGAAACUAAAAGGUGUGCAUUCAAAGGUAUUGUGGCUGGACCCCCAUAAAACAUUGAUAAUGGAACUCCGGUAAUCAUAUGCUUUGUUUAACUUGUGCAUUAGUCUUUUGGUUCUGACACUGACAUGGAUGAGGCCUAACAUGCUGUAUUGAUGCCCAUGUUUGAAGUUGUAAGCAUUGAGAAGGAUUUGCACGCUGCAGUGCAUAUUUUGAGAAAGGGACUUGAUGGGGCAUUUUGUCAUAUAAAUUUGCAAGCAAUGUUAUCCUGUGUAUUUGUGGCUAGAGAAUUCAAGUCCGAGUGUCCACAAAUUUUACAGUUAGCCACUUAUUUGCAUAUACGUGAAAUUGAAGGCCAUUAAGUACAGGCUAUGGUAUUGUGUAUCUCAUUCAACAUGUAGUCUUGAACAUUUGGUGAAGCACAUUUUAAAUUGGGAGUAAUUAAUAAGCAAUGAUGUACCUCAGAAAGCCAUUUCUUACAUUCGGGUACAAGUACAGUUGAUUGAUAAAGCUCUACUCAGUCAAAUGAUAGAGCUCCAAAUGGCAGAAUGGAAAGUCUCUAUGCUUGAUUUGUAGACACAACAGUGUUGAUUGAUGAAGCUCCAUUAACAUAUCAUAGGCGCAUCAAUGUAGCAUGUCAUGGAGUUAAAGAAACAAUAUUGUGAAGCAGUGGCACACCACACACCAAGAAAUUUAUGACCUGUGAACUCAGUUUUUCAAUUUCGAGUCUAGAAUUUGCAUCUAACAUUUACAUGUAAAUCCAGAUUUUUGAACCUUUUGUGUGCUGUGACUUGCGUAUAGCCAUGAAACUUUUGGGAGUAUGCAUUUUUUUUUCCAUCAUCCUCCUUUGACAUGCAUGUGGUGCUACUCAUGGAAAUUUUUUUGUAAACUUGCUUUUCAUCUGGAUUGUUGGUGGUGUCCAAUAUGAUUGUGGUUUUACUGCGGUGAACUAUUUGAUGUUCAGCCCCUCGUGCUAUGAUUGGAAAUCAAGUAGGAGAUCAAAUGAAAUUAGCUUUGGUAUUUGGUGGGCGAUCAAUUCCAAGUAAAACUGGAACAUCACAAACCUCAGAUGCUAUCAGCUACAAUGUAUGUUUUAGAUGCCAUCAACUACAAUGCAUGUUUUAGGUGCCUUAUACUUGAGAUUAUAGAAGUGAGAUUGCUUUAUACUUCUAUCUGUAACUAUCUUCUCAAAGUAAUAAAUCUGUGUAACAUUUUCUUCUACAAUAAUAAGUCAUUGAACAAUGCUGGAUAUUCAAGGUGGGGUGACUUGCCAGUAUUAUUGAGCAUAACAGUCACAUUUGAUA